GGCCGACGUCGCCCCCCUAUUUAGCCGGUGCCUCUCUCUCCCCGGUGCAAACCCUAGCUACUCUCACCCCCUCGGCCAGAUAUCUUCCUCCCGAACGCCUCCGUCGCCGUUCGUCGCCCACCACUGCGGUGACCGGUGCCCCCGUUCCCAUCCAUCUGGUCCAAUGGAACCGCCGCGGUCGUCCAUGUCGAGCUAGCCCGCUGGAUCAAGCCGUGACGGCCCCGCAGCUCCGCCCCGACCUCGUCUUCGACCUCGGUGCCCGAAGCUCACCGCCGCCAAUCCACUCUGCCCCGAUCCCUUUUCGGCAUCCCCUGCAGCUCCUAAACCUCUCGCCGAGCCUCCUUGUGCUCCUCGUGAUUGAAGAACAUGUCGGAAAAGAAUCGAGACGCGGAAAGGAUGAAUCGCGAAGGUGGCGCUGAUGCUUGGGGUUCUCAAAGGCCAGAAACACCGCCUUGGGAUGCAGUAGAGUAUAGUCAACUCAUCUCUGCAGGGCCGUUGCUGCCACUACUAGAACAGUAUGCAGGCGUAGGUUCUUAUGACCAAAACACUCUCAGGGGGGCCCCAUGGCAAGUUCAGUCAUAAGGCGCUAACACUGACAUAUGUACGGGCAACCAACCUCAACUAGCUAGUAUGGCUAAUCAAGGUAAUGCAAAAUCAAAAAAACACAUACUGCUGUGGACGUGAAAAAUGGACAUGCAAAAAAACUGGCAAGAGGACUCACGAGUUAUCACGGGUGAAAAUGCAGGGCCUUCAUGCAGCACGUGGCAUCAGCCAGCACCCAUGUACCUGCCAUCGACGUCAUACACAGCGUAUUACGCUGGUGGUGACACGGCAAACGUCCCGUGGCAAGCUUCACAAAUUGCAGGUGGAGCACGACAUUUUGGUGUCACAGACCACACAAGAUGGCCAAAUGCAGCACAACAAGAACCUACAACUACAGUGAACAGCGGUGCGGGGACAUCUACUGCGGGGAGCUCUGAGCACACGGAAGACGCGUUCCACCAGCCAGCAGACUGUCAUGCCGCAAACAAUUUCGAGUCAGAGUCGGGAAUGGCAAUCAUUCCAGCAAUGCCGACGAGCACCCCUUUGAACACAAGCACUAGCAACACUCGAGUAGAUGGAACUGCCGCCGAUACUGAAGCGAAUGAUGAAACUGACGACGACGCACAAGAGGAUGAAGAUGGUGGGCAAUCCGAGAUCGUGGUACCUCAGCCACCAUACAUUGGGCAGAGAUUUGGAUCGUUCGCAGAAGCAAAGGAAUACUACCAGGCAUACGCAAAGUUCCAUGGAUUUGCGGUCAACACCGAGUACCAUAGGAAAAUUAAGAAAACUAAUGAGUACAGCAGAGGUGAGAUGAGGUGCCACAAGGCACGGAGGAACAAGAAGAGGAAAGGUGUUGCGCCUGUCGUUCCGGAACGAAAGAGAGGCAUCAUUCUCAAGACGGGGUGCCCUGUCCGGUGUAAGCUAAACGUAGAUGGAGCAACAUGGGUGGUCAAUGAGUAUUUUGACGAGCACAACCACGAACUCAUAAAGAAGUUCGACCUGGUGAAAUUUCUAACCGCCCACAGAGGGUUCACCCCCGUCGAAAGGAAAUUCGUAAAGCUGCUACAUGAUUGUAACGUCGGUCCAUCAAGAAUGGUACAGAUACUAUCUCUCAUCCACAGCAAAAAGGGGACUCUGAGUAGCAUGCCGUACAUACCAGCUGACGUCACAAACCUACAGGCCAAGUACCGUAGAGAGAGCAAGUUGGCAGACAUAGAGGCCACAAUAGCCUACUUCGAUGCGAAAGCAAAGGAAGAUCCAGAUUUCUUCUACAGGAUAAGGUUGGACGAUGAGGACCGUGUCAGGAACAUGUAUUGGGUGGAUGGUGCUGCAAGGAGAGCCUACAAACAUUUCUGAGAUUGCAUUUCAUUCGACGCGACGUACCUCACCAAUAUGUACAAGAUGCCAUGCGCUCCGUUCAUAGGAAUAAAUAACCACAAUCAGUCGUUGCAGUUCGGAUGCGGCCUCGUCCGGAAUGAAGACACAGAUGGGUACGUUUGGCUGUUCAAGACCUUCUUGGAGUGCAUGGAUGGACUUGCUCCGAUGAACAUAAUAACGGACCAAGAUUUCAGCAUGCGUGCAGGCAUAGAGGAGGUCUUUCCGUUGGCAGUGCACAGGCACUGCAGGUGGCACAUUAUAAAGAAGGCUGAGGAGAUGCUAGGACCGUUCUUUGCCGACCGUCCAGAGCUGCACAAGGCAUUCGAGCUGUGCGUGGACCACAGCUUGACGGUGGAGGAGUUUGAAAGGAGCUGGAUGGCCAUGACUGAAACACAUCAAGUCCAGGACAACGAGACUCUUGUUAGCCUGUGGGAGAAGCGAAUGUACUGGGUGCCGGCCUACUUCAUGCAGUGCUUCUUCCCCUUUCUGCAGACUACGCAGCGCAGCGAGGGGUUCAAUGCUGUUUUAAAGCGGUACGUCAGCCCUGGCAACUCAUUGCUAGAGUUUGCCAAGCAGUACACAGCUUUGCAACAAAAAAUUCUGGGAUCUGAGCUACAGCAAGAAGCGACCACAGCCCUAAAGCAGCCAAAAUUGCUAACGUAUUUACCGAUGGAGAGGCAAAUGAGCAAGAUAUACACCAACAAGAUCUUUAACAAGUAAGUCAGUUGCAUUACAGUCUUAUUUGCAUAAAAAGCACCAAGUCAGUAGGGGCCUUAUAGAGUGCAAUGCAGUUGCCAUGACAUGUAGCUACCAUGUUUAAUGAAAUACUGUUUGCCAUGCUUACUCAGAUGCAGUUGCCAUGUUAAAAUGAAAAUUUUGUUUUGGCAUACUUGCUCGGGUGCAUUUCCCUUGUUGAAUGAAGUGCAGUUGCCAUGUUUUAUGCGCUGUGCUUCCAUUGGAGCAUGUUGGCAUGCAAAUGCCAAUGUCAAAAAAUGCUAAAAAAAUGUUAUAUUGGCGACACAUAUGCUGAAAUGCAGUUGCCAUGUUUAAUGAAAUGCAUCUGCCCUUUUUUUUUGAAAUGCAAUUGACAUGUUUACUCAGAUGUAGAUGCCAUGUUUAAUAAAAAUGCAGUUGCCAUGUUUUAUGCAAUGUGCUUCCAUUGGGGAAUGUUGGUGCGGAAAUGACGAUAUCCAGUUGAAAAUGUACUGCAAUUGCCAUGUCUGUUGUACUGCAAUUGCCAUGUAUGUUGUAAUGCAUUUGCCAUGUGUAGUGUACUGCAUUUGCCAUGUUCAACGUAAUAUAUUUGCCAUGUUCAAUGAACUAUGUUUGCCAUGUUCAAACAAAAUGUAUUUCUAUUUCCAUGACAACAUAAGGGUGUACAAGAAAAAGAUCGCACGAAAGUUUAACAGAAAACACACAAAACUUGCAGAUUCCAGGAAGAAAUAAAGCGUGCCAGCAUGUUCACGGCUUUCCGGGUGGACGAACAUACGUUCAAGGUGUGUUCUAUUUUGGGCAUGUCAGAUUCAGAACCUGAAGACGCGGACAAAGGAAGGAACUACUUCGUCAGAGCCUCGAUAGGCGAAGGCAAGUACUACUGCCAAUGCUGCAAAU
Messenger RNA from Triticum aestivum (bread wheat), 3531 nucleotides. RefSeq names its product protein FAR1-RELATED SEQUENCE 5. The coding region runs from base 688 to 1899 and encodes 403 amino acids. Lineage: Eukaryota; Viridiplantae; Streptophyta; Magnoliopsida; Poales; Poaceae. The record is from RefSeq and is a predicted model, not a curated record. The transcript is spliced from 5 exons.